Molecule: messenger RNA, 4696 nt
Organism: Hippocampus comes (tiger tail seahorse)
Lineage: Eukaryota; Metazoa; Chordata; Actinopteri; Syngnathiformes; Syngnathidae
Gene: sall4
Product: spalt-like transcription factor 4
Exons: 4
Coding region: 142-3375 (1077 amino acids)
Biological process (GO): regulation of transcription by RNA polymerase II
Cellular component (GO): nucleus
Molecular function (GO): DNA-binding transcription factor activity, RNA polymerase II-specific; RNA polymerase II cis-regulatory region sequence-specific DNA binding
Source: RefSeq, a predicted model, not a curated record
AAUAAUAAUUACGUUGACAUGCGCAUUUGAGGAGGUAGGAGCGUGGUGGUGAGGGGCAAGCAUUUUUUUAAGGCCAAAAGAAUUUGUAGAAGAAGAGGAGCAUAAUAGUGCGGAACUCUUUUUGGCCCAGAUGGUUGCAGCAUGUCGAGGCGCAAGCAAGCCAAACCGCAGCACAUCAACUCGGACGAGCCCGGGUCCGCACAAAACGGCAUUCUACAAGAUGAUGCAGCGCAGGAGACUGAUGGAGAAGUGAAAAGAUUCAGAAUGGACCAGACUCAAAUCUGCAAAAAGUGCUGCGGUGAAUUCUUUGAUGAAUCAGAAUUUUUGGAGCAUGAAAAGAACUGUACCAAAAGCCAGCAAGUGGUCAUUAUGAGAGAUGGUGACUGCAGUGAGGUGCCGGAGGAAUAUUCACAAGGUUCUCCUGAAGGCCCCACCAGUGACCAUGACGAUAGCCGGUCCAGCAGCCAUUCCAUAGCUGCUGCCAAUGCUGACCAAAUGGAAAAAAAUGAGGAUGAGUCUAACAUGCACAUGGAGGACCAAGAAGAUGUACCUGCCAGUCCCGAGACACACUUCCAACCUUCCCCCGAGAUGCAAGAUCCAAACACUUUUGAGGCUAUGACUACUGACGCUCAACUUUCUGCCUCCCAAACCACUUCAAACACAACAGCUCUGUCGUCGCAGGACGCCCUACAGGUCAUCCCCAUGAUCUUGGAACAGUUGGUGUGCCUCCAGCAGCAGCAGCUACAGCAAAUCCAGAUUACAGAACAGAUCAGAAUCCAAGUGGCCAUGAUGACCCCACAGGGUCUCCGGUCAUCAGUGGGUGCAGCCAUGGACCCCCUGAAAGCCCUUGGCGCACAUCUCUCCCAGCAGCUCUCUGCUGCAGCGGCUUUGAUAGGAAAAAGGACUGGUAAUCAGAACCUGUCAGUGGAGGCAGUGAACCAAGGUAAACUGUCUCUACCCACAAGCAUCCCAACUUCUGUGCCUGCGGGACUGAGUGCAAUGACCUCUAAAAUGGAUAUUUUGAAGGGCAUUCCGGAUCUGGCUGGCCGUUUACCAGCGCUGCUUCCAGAGUCCCCAGGCGUUGUAGGUUUCCCGGGCACCUUCAGUGGUAUCCAAGCAGGGAUUGAUUUGAAAAAAGCAAAGGGAAAACUGUUGAAUCUUCCGGUAGAGUCAAAGAAUGGAGACUCGUUAUACAAGCACAAGUGCAAGUACUGUGGAAAGACCUUUGGCAAUGACAGCGCCCUGCAGAUUCACCUGCGUUCGCACACCGGAGAGAGGCCCUUCAAAUGCAACAUCUGCGGAAACCGCUUCACAACCAAAGGGAACCUCAAAGUGCAUUUUCAAAGGCACAAAGACAAGUAUCCCAACAUCACCAUGAACCCUCAUCCUGUGCCUGAACACCUUGACAACAUUCCCACCAGCAGCGGUAUUCCCUUUGGCAUGUCGGUGCCCAUGGAAGAGUCAAAUGAAAUUAAGCCAGUGCUUGGCCAUGCUGCUGCAGGGUUCCAUUCUUCAUCACUCUCCGGAUUCAAGACAUUCGAUGGCUUCGGUGGUGGAGACCCGUUUUCCCAGAGACCCUCGCCAUCCACGAGUGAUGGCUCCCCAUCGGUUUCCUCAAAUGUCUAUGGCAAAGACACCGGUAUGGAUCACACUCAGAAGGAUGCAAAGGAGCUCCUGGGAACACUGCAUCACAUGAAUGGUAAUGUCAUGUCUGGAGAGCAAAGCUCCGGCACUGCAAAGCUUCAGCAGAUGGUGGACGGAUUGGAAAAGAAGACAAACGAUCCCAACGAAUGCGUCAUCUGCCACAGAAUUCUUAGCUGCCAGAGCUCGCUGAAGAUGCAUUACCGUACGCACACCGGGGAGAGGCCAUACAAAUGUAAGAUCUGUGGCCGUGCUUUCUCCACCAAAGGCAACCUGAAGGCCCAUUACGGGGUGCACAGGGCCAACACCCCUCUUAAAAUGCAGCACUCCUGUCCCAUCUGCCAGAAGAAGUUUACCAAUGCCGUGGUGCUGCAGCAGCAUAUUCGCAUGCACAUGGGCGGCCAAAUCCCCAACACCCCGGUGCCAGAAAACCACUUUGAAGCAAAUGACGCAAUUGAGUCCUCUCCACCGGAAGAAAAAUCUGUGGACCUAAAUGGCUUUGAAGAAAACAUGGAGGCUCAAGAACCUGAGGGAAGCUCUCAGAAGCCAAGUGAGAACUCUGACUCUCUCCCGCCUGCCACAGACGAGCAGAAGCAUGCUGGCCCCGCCAUGUUUUCCAGCCUUGAUGUCUUGAAGAAUCUCACCUCUGCUCUUGCACUAAAACGACAGGGUAGCACCCUGUCUGAGAGCGAGGGGACACCCAAAGAAUCGCCGUCUGCUCCCAGAGAGCAGGAAUAUCAGAACGGCCGCAGCCCGGGUAUUUCUGAUUCUGCUGUGUCAUUUCAUUCUGCCUCUCCUCUCAACAACACCAGUAGCCUCAAGUCUCCGGAAUCUGCUGCAGAAGAGUUUGUUCGUAAUGGGUACAAACCGGACCUUGAAGGGACAACUCAAGGUGGAACUGAAUCAAGUGGAGCCCUUGACCUCACGGCUUCAAGCAGCUUCACCCCAAAAGCGAUCAAAGAAGAACCUAGUGUGCCAUUCACAACUGGAGAAUACGCAGCUGCAAGUAAUAUGCCUUUCAUGAGGAUCCCUUCAAGUCUGGAGAUGAAGAUUCCGCAAGAGAACCCGUUGGGGACCCAUGGUUUGUUCACAUCUCAAAUGCCCCCGGGGACUGCCAUACCCUCGCCAGUCUCCACGGCACCGCGCCGGUCCUCUAAACAGCAUGUUUGUAACGUCUGCGCGAAGAACUUCUCUUCCGCCAGCGCCUUGCAGAUUCAUGAGCGCACUCACACAGGGGAGAAGCCGUUUGCCUGCAACAUCUGCGGCCGGGCGUUCACCACCAAAGGAAAUCUAAAGGUACAUAUUGGUACCCACAUGUGGAACAACUCUUCAAGACGUGGUCAGCGUCUCUCCCUGGAUAAUCCCAUGGCUCUUAUGGCAAUGAGCUCCGAGCCAAAGAUGUUACCAGAAAUGUUGCAAGCCCCCAAAGAACUUGCUGCUCCUCCCAUGAACUUUGACCCCUCAAUGUGGAACCAGUACACUACGGCCUUUAGUGGCGGUCUGACCAUGAAGGCCAACGAGAUCUCUGUCAUUCAGGGGGGAGGCAUCCCCCUCCCCGGGAGCCCUGCUGGCAGCGCCCCGCUGAUUGGAUCCACCGGAGGCCUCAUGAAGAUGGACGGAUCCCAUUCUGGCUUGCCUGCCUCCAUGGCUGAAAUUGAGAAAAACAGCUCUGACAGUGUACCAAAAUCCCAGUUUCCCCAUUUCAUGGAGGAGGGGAAAAUUGCAGUCAACUAAUCACCUCAACUCUCACCCCGAAUGUCUUCUCACAAAUGAGGUACAAUCAUGGAAUUCAGCAUUGGUCUUUUCUCAGUAAUUGUGUCACAUCACUCAUUCAAUUGAUUCUUUAGCAUUGCUUUUUAGUUGGCGUAAUGUAACUACUGUAGUUGUAUUUUAUAUGAACAUAUACGGGUAUUUUUUUCCUGUGACUAUUUUUUUUUCCGUUUAUCCAAAAGUUUGAAUGUAGAACUUUACUUGAAACUCUGCUUUAAUUCCACCUGUUUUGUUUUCUCUACUUUUUGAAGGAUUUGGACUUUAAAGGUUUGACUUACAAGGUCAGUGUCUAAGCGCUCAUAACUUUGGCAUAUUCAACCACCGUUUUGGUCCAAAAUGACUACUUUCCCUCCUAUUGUGUGCCAUCGAUUUUAUGACAUUUUUGUAGUGUAGUUUUUCACAUUGAAAGGGGGGUUUGGACAGGUUACUCGAGUGUCCUGCCUGUUGCAUUUGUGUUAGUUUUGAAUGAUGUACAUAAGUAAUGACAAUGACUAAUGGUUCUCCAUGCCAAGUGCCUCACUUGAAUUGAGUGCGUUGCUGUUGUCUUUCAAUGCACCAGAGGAUUAAUUUAAAGGUUUUGGUAGAAGUAUGAUUUGUACCAUGUAGCAUUGCUUGUGUAUCCGAUUUACACCCAGAACUCUCUCUGCUGCCUUUGUGUUUUCUUGUAAAGCAGUGUCACAUUUAGUUGGCUGUGCUCCAAAUGCAGAAUAUUGUCCAGCCUGCACUUUAUUUGAGGUUUAUACGGUCACAUUUAUUGUUGCAUCUCAGUCUCUCUAUGUCAUGCUGUCUUAGCGGGACAAAGGGCAAGAUUACAAUUUUUGUCCCAGAGGUUUGCCAGUGCUCGGAUUGAAUGGUCUUCAAAUUGUAGCAUUUUAAUUUAUUUAUAGUACACAAGGCUUGAAUUUUGGGGAUAAGUUCUACCUCAUUUAUAUUUUGGUUCUCCACACCUCCCUUUCUCAGUUAACUGUACAUUUGUCCCCCAAUACAUUCUUGAGUACAUAUAUUUUAUUUUCUCCUCUAAAUCUGCUGUGUUGAACUCCAAUGAAUGUAUCACAGGACACUUUACACAAAUCAGAAUGGUCAGAGUUCAUUUGAAGGCCCCUGCUGUACAUUCCUUAGUAAUUAUGCAUUUGCCAAGUUGUGCCUUUUUUGUAAGUGAACCAUGUCAAAACUGCUUUUCAAAGAUGUCUCUACAAUUCAAUGUUGAGCCAGUGUGGCGAGUUUACAGUGUACAUUGUUUUGUUUUCUCCAAAUGUUCCCUUCAACUGUUUGCUGGUUUUGAAAA